AUGUCUGGAAUUUUUUCGAAGACUUUGUCCGAAGUGAAACCCAGUUUAUUAACGUCUGGGAUGGGUAUUGGUAAUACGCAUAGAAGAAUAUCGUUGGGCUAUCUUCCUCCCGAUAACAAGAAUCCUCUAGUUAGAAAAUUUAGGAGUAAAGGUCAGAAACGGAAGAGAAAUAGAAAGAGAAGUACUGGUCAGCGAAGUUUUAGGUCUUUGGUUGAUGAUUUUGGUAGUAGUGUACAUGAACCUAUCCCCGAUAUAGAUGAACGAGAUUUAUUAAAUAAUGUAGAAGAUUACAAUGAUUAUUACGAUGACAUCGAGAACCGACCACAUGAUGCAAGGAGUGGUGAUGAAAUUAGUAGAACCACUUCGCUUCCGUCUAUGACUUCAGAAAACUCCGAAGUGGAGGCUAAUCCAGAUGUGGAUUGGAUUUUACAAGAACAUGACCGCCGAUAUUCAUCUGCACACCGUCCAACAUCCGAAGAGGAGAUUGCACCCGAUAGUAGUGCUACUGAGGGUGAUGUAGACUACGGUUCUUUCAUGAAUCGUGUUCAAACAAGAAGAAAAUUAUACAAAGAAGCUCUAAGAGAAGGUUCUCAAGGUCCUCGAAGACAGUCCCUUAUGUCUGUUACAAGUAGAGGGUCUAUACCACAUAUAUAUCAGGAAUCCUUAGACGAGGAAUCCCUGAGGGUUCUUGCACACGAGCAUGUGACUUAUAGAUCUGAAGCUAAAGUUUUAGCCUCGUAUUCUCUCCCAUUAAUGUUUACAUUCUUGUUGGAAGAUAUUUUCCCAUUAGUAUGUUCUCUAACUGUUGGUUAUUUAGGUAAAAAUGAACUGGCAGCUGUUUCCUUGGCUUCUAUGACUUCCAACAUUACAUUGGGUUUCUUUGAAGGUAUUGCAACAAGUUUAGACACUUUAUGUCCUCAAGCGUAUGGUGCAGGUAGAUAUUACAGUGUUGGUGUCCAUCUUCAACGUUGUGUUGCUUUUUCAUUGGUUAUUUAUAUCCCUUUCGCACUAUUCUGGUAUUACUCGGAACCUCUGUUAAUGUUAGUCGUACCAGAGAAAGAGUUGGUUCAUUUAACAGCACAAUUCUUAAAAGUGUUGAUCUUCGGUGCUCCAGCUUAUAUUUUCUUUGAAAAUCUGAAAAGAUUCUUACAAGCUCAAGGUAUCUUUGAUGCAGGUAUAUAUGUUUUAUUAAUUUGUGCUCCAUUAAAUAUUGUUAUGAGUUGGACUCUUGUUUGGAACAAAUAUAUCGGUAUUGGAUUUAUCGGGUCCGCAGUUGCAGUGGUUAUCAAUUUCUGGUUGAUGUUUUUCUUAUUAUUGAUGUAUGUCAUCUUUAUCGAAGGUAAGAAAUGUUGGGGUGGUUUUUCUAGAAAAGCUUUUACGCAUUGGAGAGAUCUAAUGCAUUUAGCAUUCUCAGGUGUUAUUAUGCUAGAAGCAGAAGAAAUAUCUUACGAAUGUUUAACUUUAUUUAGUGCCUAUUUUGGUACAGAAUAUUUAGCUGCUCAAUCUGCUGUUUCUUCGGUUGCUGCUUUAAUAUACAUGGUUCCUUUUGCAAUUGGUAUCUCAACUUCAACAAGAAUUGCAAAUUUCAUUGGUGCUAAAAGAAUCGAUUUUGCUCAUAUCUCAGCUAAAGUAGGUCUAUCAUUCUCAUUUAUUGCUGGUAUAACUAAUUGUACAGUUUUAGUUUUGAGUCGUAACUUUGUUGCGGGUAUCUUCUCAAGAGAUGAAAAAGUUAAGGGUCUAAUAUCUGGUAUUUUACCUGUGGUUGGUUUCAUACAAAAUUUCGACUCUUUAAAUGCAGUAGCUGGUUCUUGUCUGAGAGGUCAAGGUAUGCAAUCUGUUGGUAGUAUCGUUAAUUUGGUCGGUUACUACUGUUUUGGUAUCCCAUUAGCUAUGAUAUUAAGUUGGGUGUUUGACUGGAAACUAUACGGGUUAUGGAUAGGUAUUGGGUGUGCUAUGCUAGUUGUCGGUUCAAUUGAAUCGUAUUUUGUCUUGCAACCAAAUUGGGAUCGUAUCUUAAGCUAUGCUGAAAAAUUAAGAGAGCAAGAUAGAGAUGAGGAAGAGGAAGAAUACUUUUCAGACUCUAGUGAUGAUGAAGGGGAUGAACAUAGUUCCUCUUCUGAAGAAGCUUCUCACAGAGCUACCGAACAUACUGCCUUGUUAGGGAUUGUAUAA
This is a messenger RNA of Maudiozyma barnettii, 2172 nucleotides long. RefSeq lists its product as uncharacterized. Lineage: Eukaryota; Fungi; Ascomycota; Saccharomycetes; Saccharomycetales; Saccharomycetaceae. Gene Ontology annotation, molecular function: xenobiotic transmembrane transporter activity; antiporter activity. The record is from RefSeq and is a predicted model, not a curated record. Bases 1 to 2172 code for a protein of 723 amino acids. Gene Ontology annotation, biological process: xenobiotic detoxification by transmembrane export across the plasma membrane. Gene Ontology annotation, cellular component: membrane. The transcript has a single exon.